Messenger RNA from Arctia plantaginis, 1827 nucleotides. Lineage: Eukaryota; Metazoa; Arthropoda; Insecta; Lepidoptera; Erebidae. The record is from the annotation of a GenBank genome assembly.
AUGGCGCGAAAACAACAGGCAGCCAUCCAAGAGACUGUUGAAAACAAUGAGGACUUUGAAACUUAUUUGGAGACACACAAGGAUAUAUUAAUUUGUUUGGAGGUGUACUCCGAAUUCUGCGGACCAUGUUUGGCUACAAGUUUCGCCAUCAGGAAGGGUAAAAUGGAGAUUGGACAAGACAAAAUCGGUAUGGUUAAGGCUUGUGCAGACAACAUUGACGCUUUAUCGAGAUUCAAGGGAAAAAGUGAACCAGCGUUUCUUUUUAUUCGAGACCACAAGCUACUUCGAGCUGUUUUCGGAGCAAAUGGUAUUGAACUAUGUCGUGUUAUAGAGGAGGAACUCAAAUUUAUGGAUGAAGAGUUUAAAACAGGCGGCUCAACGAGACACAAGUAUGAGAUUAGUGACCAUUUGCCAGAAGAAGAGAUAAAAUUGAAAGAAAUCAUACGACUUGAAGAAGAGUACCGUGAGAAUUCAGAGAGACUGCGUGUAUUGACUCUUGCUGCUCGUAAGAAAAGAGUGAACGAACGUCUCUCUCGGCAUAUAAAACGAUUAAACUUCAUCUUAUUCUGGCCGAGCUGCCAUCAGGCCCAUUACGAUUUGUACGAGAAAUGGGACAUGAUCAACGUCCAGGUGGCAGCGAAGGAAACUUUUCAGUUAACUGAGGAAGACGCCAGGGAGGCAAUGUACAUGAGCGAUGUGGAUCUUAACGACGCUUGUCUCUACGAGCUACUUAAAGGAGAAAUCCUCGUUGUACUCUUCAAGAUGUUGGACACUGAUAUGAGGGAUUUUAUUCAACUAAUGCGGUAUGCGUUAUACGAAGAGAUUCCUAUUCCUAAGGAAGACGUUCCUCCAGAGAAACAGAUCCCACCAAUUCCUGCGUACGAACGAUACGCGAGCAUAAGUAAAACGGCGAGAGAAGUGCGACGCGACAGAUACAAUAUUAAGUUGGCGAUAAUCGCAAAAGAGAAAGAAGAGGCUGAUCGUCUAGCAGCUGAGCAAGCUCGCUUAGCUAGAGAAGCAGCAGAAGAUGCUGCAAGGUUAGAGAAGCAACGCAAGGAGGAGGAAAAGAUGGCCAGAAUUCAGGCAGGGUUACCGGCUGAGGAAGAAGAGGAACCGCCCCCCGAAGACGUGGAAGGCGAAGAAACAGAGAAGGUAGAAGGAGAAGAAGUUGAACCAGAGGUCAAGGAAGAAGAAGAAGAAGAAGUAUUCCAGUCGGACGUAGAGGUCGAGGGUGAAGAGUACAUUCCUCCCGGAGGGUUGUUCGUUCCGGGUCUAUAUUCACCCCCCAAUGAACUCGCCAAGGCUAACGGAUUGAGUUUAUUCUACCCGAAGGCAGUGCUAGAGUUGGCACAAACGAUUGAAACCGAAUUUCUGCCCCCACAUGUGCUCAUCAUGUUCCCGAUCGAUAAACGACAUGAUAUAAAGGAAGUCAUGGACCAAUAUGCUUCGGAAAUACUUAACAUAGGGUUUUUCGUGGGUGACGAUCCGUACAACGCGGAACAUAUUGCGUUUACUAUGAAACAAUACGACAAAUUGGUUCGCAAGAAGAAACAUUUAGACCGGAUGGCAGUUAUGGUGUCCCGAAAACGGAGUUUGCCAAUGCUCCAAUUGGCUGUAUUUAAUCCGGUUUACAUCAGCGCUGACGUAGUUUCUGGCGAGAAGGAAUGCCUUACUCUGUUCCCCGUAGGGUACGGAGACGACUAUGAAGACGAAGAAAGUGUACACGAAGAAGAAGUUGUGGUUAAAAUAGAAGAACCUCCACCAGCAGAGGUCGAGGAGGUUGAAGAACUGCCGCCUGAAAACGAAGAUCAGGAGGAUGAAGAUUAA